Molecule: messenger RNA, 1248 nt
Organism: Saccoglossus kowalevskii
Lineage: Eukaryota; Metazoa; Hemichordata; Enteropneusta; Harrimaniidae
Product: mucin-5AC-like
Source: RefSeq, a predicted model, not a curated record
AUGAAAGAAUCAAUUGGAACUGUUAUAGAAUCAUCACCUACAACACCUACAAAAUCACCACCUAGAGUUUUGAUGGAAGCAUCAAUUGGAACUGUUAUAGAAUCAUCUCCUACAACACCUACAAAAUCACCAUCUAGAGCUUCGAUGAAAGAUUCAAUUGCAACUGUUAUAGAAUCAUCACCUACAACAGCUACAAAAUCACCACCUAGAGUUUCGAUCGAAGAAGCAUCAUCUAGAGUGCCGUCAAACUUAUUAAUUAGAACCCUUACGAAAACAUCACACAGAAUCCCUACAAAAACACCCCCCAGAACUUCUACAAAAUCGUCAUCUCUCAUGGAGUCAUCAAUUGGAGUUUCCAUGAAAAUAUCAGAUAGAACUUCAACAAGUGUAUCGACACUAUCACAAUUAAUUGAAAUGACAUCAUCUAUGAUGGCAGAAACAUCCACUUCUCUUGCAAAACAUCACAUACCAUGGAAAUUAACAAAGAAAUCCUUUACUAAGGGAUCUACGAUCUCACUAAUAACACAUACUGCUGAUGACAUAUCCGUGCCCACGACUACACCAAUAAACACGAUCAACCCAGUGAAAACCAACGAUUCCACCACAGUCAAUGAAAUUAAAUCAGCAGUACCAAGAAUGUUGUUAACUUCAGCAGUAACGACUGAAACGCAUAUUGCAGAAGAUGUUACAGCAGUACCUAACCACACAGUUAAUGGCCAUCCCUUUGACAAAUCUACCUCAACAGUGAAUACAACGUCAGCAUCGAGAAAACAUAGCCAAACACUUGUACUGACGGGUUCAAACAAACUAGAUAUAACUGGAUAUAAUAAAGACGCCACAACGUUGAUUCGUGGAGAAGAUACCCAUUCCAUAUCCACUGAUGGAAAUACAAUACACAGCUUGUUGGUCAGCUCAAGAUCAGUUUCAAAUGUUCUAGCACGAACACCAAAGAAUAUACAAUCAACAUUCACACAUAGUACAAUAAGUCAAACUAACAAUUUAAUUCCUGAGAAAACCACAACAACUGACGUCAAGGGAGGUGCCAAUACAGCAUCAUUUAUAACGACUGAUACACGUGUAUCAUAUACAACUGGAGUAUAUGAGGCCAGUGCAACCAAAACAUUGUGUAAUGCUGUACAUCAAAAAGUACAGAGUAAAGCUGUCUUCUUUUUUGAUGCCGUUUCCAUGGCAUUUGUGUUUACGAAGAAUGGAGGCAUGGCUGCUGCACUAAAGUGGCGUCUUGAUUAA